Molecule: messenger RNA, 599 nt
Organism: Medioppia subpectinata
Lineage: Eukaryota; Metazoa; Arthropoda; Arachnida; Sarcoptiformes; Oppiidae
Source: the annotation of a GenBank genome assembly
UUUAAUAGUGAAAUUUUAUUGUAUUUAAUUGUCAUUCAAUUUAAUUGUUUAUCACUUCGAGACCUCUUUGAAGACAUCUUCGGUUAAGCAAGUGAUUGGUCUUUCACUUAAACCAAUCACCGGUUGCUGUCAUCACAUCCAAUACACCACUCAUUGGUCGCAAACAGCGCUUCAUUUGAAUCUUUUCAAUGACAAUGUCGUCGUCCGACGCGACCAUCGGAUCCAAUGAACCCAAAGAGUCAAUCAACGUAUUGGUGAUGGUAUGCGGUUCUGUGGCGGCCAUCAAAUUACCGCAACUCUUAUCGCAAUUGAGACAACUGUGCGCUGAGAGCGAGAGACGAUUAGUGGCCAUAAAAGUGGUCACAACUGAACCGGCGAUUCAUUUCUAUGACUACAAACAACUGAGCGCUGAGUUUGAGAUCUUAAGGGAUUGCGACGAAUGGAGCCAAUGGUCACAAAUGGGAGAUCCCGUGCUUCACAUUGAGCUCCGAAAGUGGGCCACUGUUGGAGUGGUGGCGCCCAUCGACGCCAAUACGUUGGCCAAAGUGGCGGUCGGGAUGUGUGACAAUCUGUUGACGUGUGUGUUGAGGGCCUGGGAU